This is a messenger RNA of Aspergillus pseudoviridinutans, 825 nucleotides long. Its product is annotated as putative short-chain dehydrogenase/reductase. Gene Ontology annotation, molecular function: oxidoreductase activity, acting on the CH-OH group of donors, NAD or NADP as acceptor. The record is from RefSeq and is a predicted model, not a curated record. Bases 1 to 825 code for a protein of 274 amino acids. The transcript has 3 exons. Lineage: Eukaryota; Fungi; Ascomycota; Eurotiomycetes; Eurotiales; Aspergillaceae.
AUGGCUUUCGCUCGCAGAUUAGCUAUUCUCCCCGGAGGUCUAGGCGGCCUUGGUUCCAGCAUAGGCAAGAAGCUUAGAGAACAAGGCGCUCACCUCGCCAUCCUCUAUGCCCCGUUCGAAGCUGCCCGUCGAGAGGAGCUUCUCAGAUCCGGCUAUGGAGGAGCCAGCGACGCAAUUCGUACCUAUAAAUGCGACAUUACCUCGCCAACAUCUGUCGAGUCUGCCUUUAGCGCCCUGGAGCGGGAAAUGAUCAGACCGUCGCCAGCAACCCAAUGCGAUGGGCUCUUUCCGAGCAUCCUCAUCAACACUGCCGGAUAUGUCUCGCUUAGUGACAUGGAGAUGACCCCGCCAGAGGAGACCAUGAAACAUCUAACCACCAACGUCCUUGGGCCGAUGCUUUGCUCGCAGGCCUUUGCGCGACUCUACUUUGCCGCCUCUAAGGCUGCAGAAUCAUCCGCGAACCCAUCCCCACCCGGUCGAAUCGUCAACAUUGCAUCGCAGGCUGCGCACGUAGCACUGCCGCGACACGGGGCAUACUGCGCUUCCAAGGCUGCCUUGCUAGGAUUGAACCGUAGUAUGGCGUCGGAAUGGGGAGGACGAGGUAUCACCGCCAACUGCGUAUCGCCGACAGUGGCGUGGACGGCUCUCGGGAAGAAGGCUUGGGGCGAAGAGUCGGUGCGGGAGGCUUUUUUGAAGUCUAUUCCCACUGGCAAGUUUGCGCUUCCUGAGGAGGUUGCGGAUGCUGUUGUCUUUCUUUGUCAGGAUUCGAGCGGCAUGGUCAAUGGUGCGGAUAUCAGAGUUGAUGGCGGCUUUACCAUCCAAUGA